AUGUCUUGUUUGACAAGUCAUGGAAAAGUUGGAUCUGUGGUAUUAGAGUAUAAGAAGAGUUUGGUGCUCGAACGAUACUUCUGGAACACCACGUAUGAGCCAUACACACAUGUUCGAAAUUGGUACACCACGCGGCAUUUUUUUUCUAUUCCCUUCUUCGAGACGAUCUGA
Messenger RNA from Pyricularia oryzae 70-15, 171 nucleotides. RefSeq lists its product as uncharacterized. NCBI's taxonomy places the organism in Eukaryota, Fungi, Ascomycota, Sordariomycetes, Magnaporthales, Pyriculariaceae. The coding region runs from base 1 to 171 and encodes 56 amino acids. The record is from RefSeq and is a predicted model, not a curated record. The transcript is spliced from 2 exons.